AUGGCCCGCAGGCGGGUUCCGGGCUCCCCGGCCUCCAGACUGCUCAUCUUCUGCACGCAAUUCGCAGCAGCUGGAGCACGCCCACUUCUCGACAUACUCCGCCGUUGCUCAUUAAAUGCUUGUCCCACCACUACGACCUCAGAAGAUGAUAACAACAGCGAUCACGGUGGUUUCACGACGGCUAGUAUCGUGGGACUUGCAGUCGGCUCUGCGUCCGCCAUCUUCUUCCUCAUGUGGUUAUAUUAUUACUUUGUGUAUUACAAACAUGAGAAGCUCAAACUUCGGAGGGAAUAUUUGCAGCGCUUAGGAUCUCUCGAGGAGACGAUAACCCAGCAGGGACAGGCUGUUGCUGAGCCGAGCGCCGCGAGUGAGGGCUCGUCAGCAGGUACGACGAGACCGCGCCCACGGGUCGUGACAGAUCUUCCGGUUCAGAACUAUGGCCUUGCCACUCUGAUGUCGUCCUCAGCUCAGCUAUCGCCCGCCGUUUUCUCCGCCCUCCAGCGCGUCACACCAGGAGAAGCAAAAUCGCCCACUCUGACCGAAGACUUCAAAACGAAGGCCGCGAUGCCAGAAGAUAAAGUACUAGGUCACUGCAAAGAUAUCCGACACUCGGGGCACGGGUCUGAUGUCUCUGCCACAGACCCUUGA
Cryphonectria parasitica EP155 is the source of this 648-nucleotide messenger RNA. RefSeq lists its product as uncharacterized. The transcript has a single exon. The record is from RefSeq and is a predicted model, not a curated record. Bases 1 to 648 code for a protein of 215 amino acids. NCBI's taxonomy places the organism in Eukaryota, Fungi, Ascomycota, Sordariomycetes, Diaporthales, Cryphonectriaceae.